Messenger RNA from Penicillium paradoxum, 1317 nucleotides. Its product is annotated as YgfZ/GcvT domain-containing protein. The coding region runs from base 1 to 1317 and encodes 438 amino acids. The transcript has a single exon. The record is from RefSeq and is a predicted model, not a curated record. Lineage: Eukaryota; Fungi; Ascomycota; Eurotiomycetes; Eurotiales; Aspergillaceae. Gene Ontology annotation, molecular function: protein binding. Gene Ontology annotation, cellular component: mitochondrial matrix.
AUGAUGCGCCCACGCCCCUCAGUCUGUAAAUGCUGCCUGGGCCGCAAUAGGCUCUUCUCUACGACAGCGCAGCGUGCUGAACAAAGCCAAAAUGUUCCCUUUCCACCGAGCGCAGGGUAUAGCCGACUCACGAACCGCGGAUUGAUUUCCAUCACCGGUACUGACAGCACAACCUUCCUCCAGGGUCUAAUGACCCAGAACAUGCUAGUAGCCAAUGACCCGAAAAAAAGCAUCCGGCGCACAGGAGCAUACACCGCAUUCCUCAACUCGCAGGGCCGCGUCCUCAACGAUGCCUUCAUUUACCCACUCCCCGGCGCAGAGGCUCAAGGCACCGAAUCCGGCUGGCUGGUGGAAGUAGACAAGGCCCAAGUGCCCGUCUUGCUGAAGCAUCUCAAGAAACACAAAUUGCGCGCGAAGCUCAAGCUGCGCGCUCUCGAGGAAGGCGAGCGCACAAUUUGGUCUUCCUGGAAGAACCACGCAGAGCCGCAACGGUGGGCUGCGUACAGUCUGGAAUCUGAAUCCCCAUCGCCCUUCUCCCCCACUUCGGAAAUCGCCGGUUGCAUUGAUACCCGUGCUCCGGGUUUCGGAUCCCGCAUUAUCACACCCGGCUCCGACGGUCUGCGAGCCCAUCUCCCCGAUGAAGCACAGGUGCCCGGGCUCGAGGUCCAGCUGGACUCGUACACCGUGCGUCGCAUUCUGCACGGUGUUGCCGAGGGCCAGGCGGAGGUUAUCAGUGGAUCGGCUCUGCCAUUGCAGUGCAAUAUGGACAUGGCUCGCGGUAUUGAUUUCCGUAAGGGAUGUUAUGUCGGGCAGGAGUUGACGAUCCGUACGCACCACCGUGGCGUUACGCGGAAACGUCUUCUGCCCGUUCAGCUAUAUGAUUUGAGUCAGGAGCAAAAUGCGCCGGAAACCCUGACAUAUGAUCCAUCUGUGCAGUUUGCUUUGCCCGCCGGUGAAUCGGAUAUCGUUAAGGCUGGAGCUGCUACGCGCCGAAACCGCAGUGCAGGAACAUUUCUUAAUGGCAUUGGCAAUAUUGGUCUUGCGUUGUGCCGACUCGAGGUUAUGACUGAUGUUGCGCUCAUGGGCGAGGCCCCUGCUAGUCCUUAUGAGCACCACUUCAAGUUGUCCUGGGGGGCUGAUGUUGAGCAGCCUGCUGAGGUCGGCGUACGUGCUUUUGUGCCACCUUGGCUUCGGGAUUUCAUUUCUGGUGACAAGGAGGCGAAACCCGUUUCACGUAACCUUCAAGCAGAGGGUGAGAGAGCACGGGAAUUCGUCGAGGAAUUAGAGGAAGAGGAAGCCGAAGCACACCGAAACUAA